Molecule: messenger RNA, 378 nt
Organism: Cryphonectria parasitica EP155
Lineage: Eukaryota; Fungi; Ascomycota; Sordariomycetes; Diaporthales; Cryphonectriaceae
Exons: 5
Coding region: 1-378 (125 amino acids)
Source: RefSeq, a predicted model, not a curated record
AUGAGGAUGUGCUGCGAGGCGAGACGAAGUGAUCUUCCCGUAUCUCACAGGUUGUUGUGGCGCCUUGCACGCGCCCGCAACCACUUCACGUGCGCGCCUCUCUCGUAUCGGCGGGAGCUCGAGCUUUUGCUCACUGUUGACAACGGCACGGGAGGGCGCCAUCAAAUACCACGGGACGGCCUGAAGACCCCGGACGAAGGCCUGGCAAGGCUGGUGCGCAGACAUCGCUCGGUAUUGCCGCAACUGCCGGGCGGCCCUACUUGUGUGAUCAGCUUGAGUGGCAAAGGGGGCCAUGCAAGGGAAAAGAAGCUCUACACUCCCUCAAUCAAACUCAAGCUGCCGCCAGGGAACAACCUUGUCAUCGAAAACGCCCGGUGA